Mus musculus (house mouse) is the source of this 3706-nucleotide messenger RNA. It is a transcript of the gene Hap1, whose product is annotated as huntingtin-associated protein 1. The transcript is spliced from 11 exons. The coding region runs from base 65 to 1861 and encodes 598 amino acids. NCBI's taxonomy places the organism in Eukaryota, Metazoa, Chordata, Mammalia, Rodentia, Muridae. Gene Ontology annotation, cellular component: cytoplasm; nucleus; lysosome. The record is from RefSeq and is marked validated. Gene Ontology annotation, biological process: intracellular protein localization.
AGUGGAGCCCGCUCCGAGCACAGGUUAUAAAGCCCCGGCUGCGGCAGCGGACUGCGGAGUCAAGAUGCGCCCGAAAGAGCAGGUGCAGAGCGGUGCGGGAGACGGGACAGGGUCGGGGGACCCAGCAGCAGGCACCCCCACGACCCAGCCUGCAGUUGGUCCCGCUCCGGAGCCCUCGGCGGAGCCCAAACCUGCUCCAGCGCAGGGAACCGGGUCCGGACAAAAAUCAGGAUCCCGAACCAAGACAGGAAGCUUUUGUCGGUCCAUGAUCAUUGGUGAUUCGGACGCACCAUGGACCCGCUACGUAUUCCAGGGGCCUUACGGUCCCCGGGCCACUGGCCUGGGCACUGGAAAGGCCGAGGGAAUCUGGAAGACACCAGCCGCGUACAUCGGCCGGAGGCCCGGCGUGUCCGGCCCUGAGCGUGCGGCGUUUAUUCGAGAGCUGCAGGAAGCGUUGUGUCCUAAUCCACCACCCACGAAGAAGAUCACCGAAGAUGAUGUCAAAGUGAUGUUGUAUUUGCUGGAAGAGAAAGAACGGGACCUGAACACAGCCGCCCGGAUCGGCCAGUCCCUGGUGAAACAGAACAGUGUCUUGAUGGAGGAGAAUAAUAAGCUGGAAACCAUGCUGGGCUCAGCCAGGGAGGAGAUUUUACAUCUCCGGAAGCAGGUGAACCUGCGAGAUGACCUUCUUCAGCUCUACUCAGACUCUGAUGACGAUGAUGAUGAGGAAGACGAGGAAGACGAGGAAGAGGGCGAAGAGGAGGAACGAGAAGGACAGAGGGAUCAAGACCAGCAGCACGACCACCCCUAUGGUGCCCCCAAGCCACACCCUAAGGCUGAGACAGCGCACCGCUGCCCACAGCUGGAAACCCUGCAGCAGAAGCUCAGGCUUCUGGAGGAAGAGAACGACCACCUGCGAGAGGAGGCCUCCCACCUUGACAACCUGGAGGACGAAGAGCAGAUGCUCAUUCUGGAAUGUGUGGAGCAGUUCUCUGAAGCCAGCCAGCAGAUGGCAGAGCUAUCGGAAGUGCUGGUGUUGAGGCUGGAAGGCUAUGAGAGGCAGCAGAAAGAGAUCACUCAGCUGCAGGCCGAGAUCACCAAGCUACAACAGCGUUGUCAGUCUUAUGGGGCCCAGACAGAGAAACUGCAGCAGAUGCUGGCCUCAGAGAAGGGGAUCCACUCGGAGAGCCUGCGAGCUGGCUCCUACAUGCAGGAUUAUGGGAGCAGGCCUCGUGACCGCCAGGAGGAUGGGAAGAGUCAUCGCCAGCGCUCCUCCAUGCCCGCAGGCUCUGUCACCCACUAUGGAUACAGUGUGCCUCUGGAUGCACUUCCAAGUUUCCCAGAGACACUGGCUGAGGAGCUCCGAACAUCUCUGAGGAAGUUCAUCACUGACCCUGCGUAUUUCAUGGAGAGACGUGACACUCACUGCAGGGAGGGGCGGAAGAAGGAGCAGAGGGCGAUGCCACCCCCACCGGCUCAAGAUCUCAAGCCACCUGAAGAUUUUGAGGCUCCAGAGGAGUUGGUUCCUGAGGAGGAGCUGGGGGCCAUCGAAGAGGUGGGGACAGCUGAGGAUGGGCAGGCAGAAGAGAACGAGCAGGCGUCUGAGGAGACCGAGGCCUGGGAGGAGGUGGAACCGGAGGUGGACGAGACCACAAGGAUGAAUGUGGUGGUCUCCGCCCUGGAGGCCAGUGGCCUGGGCCCUUCCCACCUGGACAUGAAGUAUGUCCUCCAGCAACUGUCCAACUGGCAGGACGCCCACUCUAAGCGGCAGCAGAAGCAGAAGGUGGUCCCAAAAGGUGAGUGUUCCCGCAGAGGACACCCUCCUGCCAGUGGGACAAGCUUUCGAUCAUCAACCAUAUGAGAGGUGAGAGUAGGUGAACAUCCACCCCCUCCCCAGUGAUCGCUUACCUUAACUAGGUCCCACCCAGUGUGCUGAUUUGCAUGGACUUUGCAUACGAUUUACAUACUAUUUACAUAGUUGCCUCCAGUCCCCCUUGGCUAGAACUGCUGCCUCAGUGUUUAUUUAUGCAAAAUCUGCUUACAAGUCCAGCUGUCCGUCCACCUUCUUCCUUGGGGGGCUGAACUGGGAAUCAGGGUUGGGCUAUACACACCUUUGUACCUCAACUUCCUAUCUCUGCCCUAUCCUUCAUCCCGAAUUCCUCUACCCACCAAGACUCCCCAACCCCGCAGCAGCAAACAAACAUGGGGGGCGGGAUCCUGGAGCAGCAGCCCAGAGUGCCGACCCAGGACUCUCAGAGGCUGGAGGAGGACAGGGCCACUCACUCUCCCAGUGCCAGGGAGGAAGAGGGGCCUUCUGGGGCCACCUAGGCCUGGAACGAAGGCCUCUGCCAGCAAGGGCCACAGUUGGACCAUUCCCCCGGGUGAGUGUGGGGCUCCUGCAGGGUGGUAGGGGCGGGUCAGGGUUCCCUCAGCCCAUCUAGAAACCCCAGCUUUGGGGAGCUACGUGCUCUGAGGGCAGGCCUUUCCGGCACUCCCUCUGAGGAGCUGUCUGGGAAAUCAGAUGACUUAGCAUCGGAUCUUCUUUUGUGUUAGCUCCUUUCGUCUUCAUGGCCCUGUGGGUGGGUACAUGUGAUUGUGCACCAUUUAUUAGAAGAGGAACCCGAAGUUCAGAGAUCUGAGAUGACUUGGCCAAGGUCAUACUAGGAGCAGAUCUGAGCCCGUGUCUAUGAGUUCUGAACCCCUGGCCUGGUCUCACUGCUGUCCGCACCUCCUGCUCCCAUCUUUGCGUUCCACCUGAAGUUUUGGCAGCCUCCUUCAGUCGUUCUGAUGCCCCCACCCCCGUUUUGGGGUGCACCAAUGGGUGGAACAUCCCUGGCUGCGGCACAGUAAGAUGGCGCAGGUUGUAAGCUGGGUCAGCACUUCCGUGGCUGACCACGGGGGACCUGAGUGAGGGCCAGUGGUGGUUUUCUGUCGUCUCCUCUGUCAGGGCCGACUGGGUUUGAGGGUGGUCUGGCUCCUGACUCCCAUCCACCCCCUUCUCUUCCCGGGCUUGCUGUUUCCCAGCAGCCGGAAGAAGCCCCACAGACAGCUUGAGACCCCCUCCUUCUGCUGCCUGGCCAAGUCCCACCCUUCCUUUCUUUCCUCUGAAACAGGACCCUACCCCCCGCCCCCCCCAUGUCUGCCAGAAGUUCUCCCUCUCCUGUCCUGGUAGACCUGUCUCCUCUUGUAGGACAGGCUGAAAGAACCCCGGUCCCUCAUUCUGAAACUGGGGCCAAAGCUGUGGCUGCUGGAACCCCAGGGGUGGAAGCAAACUGGGCAGAUUGGCUGGCUACCAGAUCCAGCUCUGAGAUGGGUGUGAGUGGGCGUGUCCCUAGGGUAGGCAGUUAUUGGGGGGGGGGGGGUCCUCUCUAUCCCUUGAACCUCUCACGUAAAGGGACUUCCCCAGUCCUGGUUGGCUUUUUGAACCUGGUCCUUUUCGCUCUUUUUUACCCUUCUCCGUUUCUAUUACUGUGUGUGACGUAAAGUGUAUCUGCGUGAGGGUUGUGUCCCUCUGCCCAGUGCUGUCUCUGUGUCCUGUGGCCUGUGAGUUUCCUUCUAGAGUUCUGCCUUCCUCCACAUCCGUGCUCACACAGAGCUGUGGCCUCAGCGCCUGCCCUGCUUCUGCAGCGCUUCAUAGUCUUGUAGCUAGUCAGCCUUUGUAUUGAUGUAUGUGCCAAUGUGGGAAAUAAAGAACUUGUGAGAUAUC